This is a messenger RNA of Nematolebias whitei (Rio pearlfish), 6660 nucleotides long. RefSeq names its product myosin-9. The transcript has 43 exons. Bases 102 to 5981 code for a protein of 1959 amino acids. Gene Ontology annotation, molecular function: ATP binding; cytoskeletal motor activity; actin filament binding. The record is from RefSeq and is a predicted model, not a curated record. Lineage: Eukaryota; Metazoa; Chordata; Actinopteri; Cyprinodontiformes; Rivulidae. Gene Ontology annotation, cellular component: myosin complex.
CCUGAGACAGUGUCUGAGCAGCUGGACGGUGUCUCGGCUUGUGUGGGGUCCAGCGGGACUGAACAGACUGAGGACAGCUCACCUGCUGAACACCAGCCACCAUGACGGACGCAGACAAGUAUCUGUACGGGGACCGCAGCGCGGUCAGCAACCCUCUGGCUCAGGCUGACUGGUCCUCCAAGAAACUGGUGUGGGUCCCCAGUGAGAAGGUGGGCUUCGAGUCCGGCUCCCUCAAAGAAGAGCAAGGAGACGAGUGUGUGGUGGAGCUGACGGACUCGGGCAAGAAGGUGAAGGUGAGCAAAGAUGACAUCCAGAAGAUGAACCCACCAAAGUUCAGUAAGGUGGAGGACAUGGCGGAGCUCACCUGCCUCAACGAAGCGUCCGUUCUGCACAACCUGAAGGAGAGAUACUACUCUGGACUCAUCUACACGUACUCGGGUCUCUUCUGUGUGGUGAUCAACCCGUACAAGAACCUGCCCAUCUACAGCGAGGACAUCGUCGACAUGUACAAGGGCAAGAAGAGACACGAGAUGCCCCCCCACAUCUACGCCGUCACCGACACGGCCUACAGGAGCAUGAUGCAGGAUCGUGAGGAUCAGUCCAUCCUCUGCACUGGGGAGUCGGGAGCAGGCAAAACGGAAAAUACGAAGAAAGUCAUUCAGUAUCUCGCUCACGUUGCUUCAUCCUUCAAGUCUAAAAAAGACCAGGCCAGCACCAUUUUGUCACACGGGGAACUGGAGAAGCAGCUGCUGCAAGCAAACCCCAUUCUGGAGGCUUUUGGAAACGCAAAGACCGUCAAGAAUGACAACUCCUCCAGAUUUGGAAAAUUCAUCCGGAUCAACUUUGAUGUCAACGGGUACAUCGUUGGAGCCAACAUUGAAACUUAUCUGCUGGAGAAGUCUCGAGCCAUCAGACAGGCUAAAGAGGAGAGGAGCUUCCAUGUCUUCUACUACAUACUAACAGGAGCCGGAGACAAGAUGCGCUCUGAUUUGUGCCUGGAGGAUUACAAAAAGUACCGUUUCCUGUCCAACGGACACGUGACCAUCCCGGGACAACAAGACAAAGAGAUGUUCACUGAAACCAUGGAGGCCUUUAGGAUCAUGAGCAUCCCAGAAGAGGAAAUAAUCGGCCUGCUGAAGGUGGUCUCUGCUGUGCUGCAGUUGGGGAACAUGACCUUCAAGAAGGAGCGUAACACGGACCAGGCGUCCAUGCCUGAUGACACCGCUGCUCAGAAAGUGUGUCACCUGCUGAGUGUCAACGUGACGGACUUCACUCGAGCCAUCCUGACUCCCAGAAUCAAGGUUGGCAGGGACUACGUUCAGAAGGCGCAGACCCAGGAGCAGGCAGAGUUUGCUGUUGAGGCUCUGGCCAAAGCUUCUUAUGAGAGGAUGUUUCGCUGGCUGGUGCUGAGAAUCAACAAGGCUCUGGAUAAAACAAAGAGGACGGGAGCGUCUUUCAUUGGGAUCCUAGACAUUGCAGGAUUUGAGAUCUUUGAGCUGAACUCAUUCGAGCAGCUGUGCAUCAACUACACCAACGAGAAGCUGCAGCAGCUCUUCAACCACACCAUGUUCGUCCUGGAGCAGGAGGAGUAUCAGAGGGAGGGCAUCGAGUGGAGCUUCAUCGACUUCGGCCUCGACCUGCAGCCCUGCAUUGAUCUCAUAGAGAAACCCGCUGGUCCUCCAGGCAUCCUGGCUCUGCUGGACGAAGAGUGCUGGUUCCCUAAAGCCACCGACAAGACCUUUGUGGAUAAACUGGAGCAGGAGCAAGGAAGUCAUUCCAAAUUCAUGAAGCCCAAGAAACUCAAAGAUGACUCAGAUUUCUGCGUUAUACACUAUGCAGGAAAGGUGGACUACAAGGCAGACAGCUGGUUGAUGAAGAACAUGGACCCCCUGAACGAGUCUGUGGUCACGUUGCUCAGCCAGUCCACCGACAAGUUCACUGCAGACCUGUGGAGAGACAAGGACAACAUCGUUGGCCUGGAUAAGGUGGCAGGAAUGUCUGACUCGAACCAGGGAAUGUUCAGAACCCGUAAAGGUAUGUUCCGCACUGUUGGCCAGCUGUACAAGGAGCAGCUGGGGAACCUCAUGACUACCCUGAGGAACACCAACCCAAACUUCGUCCGCUGCAUCAUCCCCAACCACGAGAAGAAGGCUGGUAAACUGGACCCUCACCUGGUUCUGGACCAGCUGAGGUGUAAUGGAGUCUUGGAGGGGAUCCGAAUCUGCAGGCAGGGUUUCCCCAACCGCAUAGUCUUCCAGGAGUUCAGACAGAGGUAUGAAAUCCUCACUCCAAAUGCCAUCCCCAAAGGAUUCAUGGACGGGAAGCAAGCCUGCGUGCUCAUGAUCAAAGCUCUGGAGCUGGACCCAAACAUGUACCGUAUCGGUCAGAGUAAAGUGUUCUUCAGGGCUGGAGUCCUGGCUCACCUGGAGGAGGAGAGAGACAUGAAGAUCACCGUUGUGAUCAUCAGCUUCCAGGCCUGGUGCAGAGGAUACGUAGCCCGCAAAGCCUUCACCAAGAGGCAGCAGCAGCUGACCGCCAUGAAGGUCAUCCAGAGAAACUGUGCAGCUUAUCUGAAACUGAGGAACUGGCAGUGGUGGAGACUUUUCACCAAGGUGAAGCCUCUGCUGGAGGUGACUCGGCAGGAGGAGGAUUUAAUUGCGAAGGAAGAAGAGCUGCAGCUGGUGAAGGAGAAACAGAUGCAGGUUGAGGAGCAGCUCCAAGACUACGAAGCUAAGCAGAAGCAGCUGAACGCAGAGAAGUUGGCCCUGCAGGAGCAGCUCCGGGCAGAGACGGAGCUGUGUGCCGAGGCCGAGGAGAUGAGGGUUCGCCUCACCACGAGGAAGCAGGAGCUGGAGGAGAUCUUGCACGACCUGGAGUCCCGCCUGGAGGAGGAGGAGGAGAGGGUGAAUCAGAUGCAAACUGAGAAGAAGAAGAUGCAGCAGAACAUUACGGACUUGGAGCAGCAGCUGGAUGAGGAGGAAGCAGCCAGACAAAAACUGCAGAUAGAGAAGGUCACCACAGAUGCAAAGCUGAAGACGCUAGAGGAGAACGUUUUGGUGCUGGACGACCAGAACAGCAAGCUCACAAAGGAGAAGAAGCUGCUGGAGGAGCGACUCUCUGAGUUCACCACUAAUUUGACUGAGGAGGAAGAGAAGUCCAAAAGCCUGCAGAAGCUCAAGAACAAACAUGAAACGAUGAUAGCAGACUUGGAGGACCGACUGAGGAAGGAGGAGAAGAUGCGUCAAGAUUUGGAUAAGAAUCGUCGUAAACUUGAGGGAGACUCCACGGAGCUUCAUGAUCAGAUUGCAGACCUGCAGGCCCAGAUCGCUGAGCUCAAAGCUCAGCUGGCAAAGAAGGAGGAAGAACUGCUCGCUGCACUGGCCAGGAUUGAAGAGGAGGCAGCAGCAAAGAACACGGCCCAGAAGAAAAUCAGGGAACUGGAGGUCCAGAUCUCAGAGCUCCAAGAAGACCUGGAGCUGGAGAGGGCUGCACGUGCCAAGGUGGAGAAGAACCGUCGGGACCUGGGAGAGGAGCUGGAGGCCCUUAAGACGGAGUUGGAGGACACGUUGGACUCUACUGCAGCACAGCAGGAACUGAGGGCCAAACGUGAGUCAGAAGUGACUCAGCUAAAGAAGACUCUGGAGGAAGAGGCCAAAACUCACGAGCAGCAACUGGCUGACGUGAGACAGAAGCACAAUCAGGCAUUCGAGGAGCUCAACGAGCAGCUGGAGCAGGCCAAAAAGAGCAAGGUGUCUGUGGACAAAGCCAAGCAGGCUCUGGAGAGUGAGUGGAAUGAGCUGAAGAUCGAGCUGAAGAAUCUGACGCAAAGCAAAGCAGACUCCGAACAACGGCGCAAGAAGGCCGAAACCCAGGCUCAGGAGCUGCAGGUGAAACUUGCAGAAACUGAGCGAAAGAAGCAGGAGGUCACGGAGAAGAUGAGCAAGCUGCAGACCGAGCUGGACAAUGUGAACGGUCUCCUGAGUCAAGCUGAGGGCAAAAACAUCAAAUCCAGCAAAGACCUGUCUUCUGUGGAGUCUCAGCUACAGGAUACACAGGAGCUGCUUCAAGAGGAAACUCGUCAGAAGCUGUCUCUGUCCACCCGCCUGAAGCAGCUGGAGGAGGAGCAGAACAACCUGCGGGAGAUGCUGGAGGAAGAGGAGGAGAGCAAGAAGAACGUGGAGAAGCAAGUUUCCACCCUGCAGGCUCAGCUGGCAGAUAUGAAGAAGAAGGUGGAACAGGAGGCCUCGUCUCUGGAGGGAGCAGAGGAGAACCGCAAGAAGGCGCAGCGGGAGCUGGACAACCUGAUGCUGCAGCUGGAGGAGAAGACGGCAACCUACGACAAGCUGGACAAGACAAAAACCCGUCUGCAGCAGGAGCUGGAUGACCUCCUGGUGGAUCAGCACAACCUGAGGCAGGUCGUGUCCAACCUGGAGCGCAAGCAGAAGAAGUUUGAUCAGAUGUUGGCAGAGGAAAAAGCCAUUUCCACUCAGUUUGCUGCAGAGCGUGACAAGGCUGAAGCUGAAGCCAGGGAGAAGGAAACUCGUGCGCUCACUCUGACCCGUGAGCUGGAGACCCUGACGGCUCUGAAGGACGACUUGGACCGAGCCAAUAAACUGCUCAAAGCUGAGAUGGAGGACCUGGUCUCCUCUAAGGAUGAUGUCGGCAAGAGUGUUCAUGAGCUGGAGAAGUCGAAGCGUGGCAUGGAGCAGCAGCUGGAGGAGAUGAAAACUCAGCUGGAGGAGUUGGAGGAUGAGCUCCAGGUCACAGAAGAUGCCAAGCUGCGUCUGGAGGUCAACAUGCAGGCCAUGAAGGCCCAGUUCGACAGAGACCUGCAGGCCAGAGAUGAGCAGGGAGAGGAGAGGAGGAAGCAGCUCGUUAAACAGGUGCAUGAAAUGGAAACUGAGCUUGAAGAUGAACGCAGACAGCGUUCUCAGGCCCUUUCCUCCAAGAAGAAACUGGAGUCGGACCUCGCGGGCCUUCAAGCACAGAUCGAUUUUGCAAACAAAAGCCGUGAUGAUGCCCUGAAGCAGCUGAAAAAACUCCAGGCUCAAAUGAAAGAUCUGAUGCGGGAGCUGGAUGAGCUUCGUUUGUCCAGAGAUGAAGCGGUCAACAGCGCCAAGGAGACCGAGAAGAAGGUCAAGUCGUUGGAGGGAGACGUCCUACAGUUCCAGGAGGAUCUGGCCACUGCAGAGAGAAUGAGGAGACAGAUUCAGACUGAGAAGGAUGAGCUCCAGGAAGAGGUCAAGAGCAGUAACACCAAGAAUUCUCAGCUGACGGAUGAGAAGAGGAAGCUGGAGGCUCGCAUCACUCAGAUGGAGGAAGACAUGGAAGAAGAACAUCUCAACAUGGAGAUGGUUAAUGAUCGUCUGAAGAGAAUGACCCAGCAGAAUGAGCAGCUGACCUCAGAGCUGACCACGGAGCGCAGCAACGCUCAGCAGCUGGAGGGCGCUCGCUCCCAGCUGGACCGCCAGAAUAAAGAGCUGAAACUGAAGCAGCAGGAGCUUGAGACCUCCAUCAAGUCCAAGUACAAGUCCACCAUCGCCACGCUGGAGGCCAAGAUCGCUCAGCUGGAAGAACAGCUCGACGUAGAGUCAAAGGAGCGUCAGCAGUCCACCAGGCUGGUCAGGAGAACAGAGAAGAAGCUCAAAGAAACGCUGCUGCAGGUUGACGAUGAGAGGCGCAACUCUGAGCAGUUCAAAGAUCAGGUGGAGAAAACGAACGUUCGACUGCGCCAGAUGAAGCGUCAGCUGGAAGAAACUGAGGAGGAGCUGACCAGGGCCAAUAUGAACCGCAGGAAGCUGCAGAGGGAGCUGGAGGACGCCAGUGAAUCAGCAGAUGUAAUGAACCGUGAAGUCAGCACUCUGAGGAGCAGGCUCAGACAUGGUGACUUACCUGCAACUGUGCGAAUUGGCAUUAACCGCACUGGUCUGGAGAGCGAUGAGGAUGGGGACCAGUCUCCUGCCAAACACGGCACUGAGUGAAACGACAAGGAGAGCCAUGAAAAAUGCUUUUGAUUACUGUCGACAUAAAAUAUGUUUCCAAAUAAACCGAUUAUAAGCCAACUUCCUCUUACAAAAAGCAUUUUUUUAUUACAAAGGUUUUACAAAACCCUCUCUUUCUACAUUAAUCCUGAAAUUGAUGAUGAGUUGCAUUUAAUUUCCCUCUGGGAUUAAUAAAGUAUUUUUGAAUUUGAAUUGAAAUAUUGUGCAUGUAACAAAUCAUUACAAUUUGCGAUAUCUGAGCUUUUUGCAGGGUUAUUAAUGGGGAAAUUUGUGUUUUGCACAUUUUCCAGAACUUUUUGAUGCAGUUAUUUGCUUGAAUUGGUAUUAAACUCUGUACUUUCUGCAGCAUGUUGUCAUGUGAAUUAUGAAAAUGACAAAUGCACACAGUGGGGGCGGGUUCAGAUUCUCGUGGUAUAGAUUUUGUAUUGGUUUGACUAUGGUUAUUUUCUUACUGGUGAUGGGUCAUUAUGUAGUAGCUGACUCGUUAUUUCUGUGCAACAUGCAGGGUUUCUGCCACUUCAGAAUAUGGCUUAUUUUUGUACUAUGCCUCCUUGCAUUCUCCAACAUGUAAUGUUUAUGAUGCCAAGAUUGUCAGCCUAUUCUAAAUUUUAUUAACUGCCUUAAUGCAAUAAAAUAAAAUCAAGCACAUUUGACACUU